Molecule: messenger RNA, 3936 nt
Organism: Daphnia pulicaria
Lineage: Eukaryota; Metazoa; Arthropoda; Branchiopoda; Diplostraca; Daphniidae
Exons: 2
Coding region: 615-1328 (237 amino acids)
Biological process (GO): sodium ion transport
Cellular component (GO): membrane
Molecular function (GO): sodium channel activity
Source: RefSeq, a predicted model, not a curated record
AAUUAAUGAAACAAAUCCAUCCAACGAACAACAAUGUUGCGCAGUAAAUUUGAAUAAUAUUCUAUUUCACUAAACGAAAAAGCAAAAUUUAGAAAAAUUACACUUUUACUGUCCUCGCAUUGCUGUGUCACAUUUUACGGCAUUGAUCGCAGGACUAAUAUAGAGUCCUAUAAAAAUAACAUCAUCUACACUCAACGCUAUACCAAUAAUCCAACCUGCACGCCAUCGCUCCAGAAAAGUCGCGCAAUAUCUUGUGACAACUGACAUCUAGUGCAUUAUUUCACGAACGAAACCCAUUAUCCUCUGCCCUGUACUAUUUUAUGUCGAACUUAUUUGGCUAAAAGCCACUCAAUUUUUCGAUAAAGUACAACAUGUAGGCUAUUUAUUAGUCUUUUUAAUAGUAGCCGCCUAUUUAAAAAAAUAAGUUCGUAAACUUCGGUCAGAACGGAGUACGGUAGGUUAUUGGGGAUUCCUGCCGUUUAGGCGGGUUCGAGUGGUGCGAGUUUUGGGUUUAGUCGUUUUAGAGCAAGCCUUCCCCUAGCCUCACUGUAAUUCUCCUCCAACGAAAUACCCGUAAACUAAAGAAAACAUCGAGCAUCACGAUUCAGACAAAGAUGUCUCUCGUGUGUUACAACUGCCAGGCGGAGAUUGACCAGAAUAGUAAAAAUCGUCAGAGUUUCCUCAGCCGAACGAACACUUUUAGCACGUCGGGAGAGUCGGAAGAGCCAUCUUUCAGCGACAACGGUGAAGGAACUGAUCUCGUCACCAAGAUUCCAGAGGUAGUCAUCAACACCAAUGGUAAGGGAUGUGGAGUUUCCUCAAUGGAGUUUCCCCGGAAAAUGGGAGAAAGCCACAACAGUCCCGCAUCUGAAAUUUGGCGAAAGUUCGUCCAGACCACCACAGGUCAUGGUUUCGCCAGAAUGGUCGACACCAACGAACAUUGGCAUUUGAGAGCCUUUUGGAUGAUAGUUGUCGUCCUGCUGGGCGCUGGACUGUUGACCUCCGUCUCUAUGAUCAGCUACGAAUCUUUAGUGGUGCGAGGAUUGCAACGCGAGUUUAUCGUUCAAUAUAACAACACCAUGAACCUUCCCGACAUCCACAUAUGCGAUACAUCCCUCUUCAGUCUUUCGGCACUCGAAUCCAUGGGCUUCAACAAGACCAUGGGUAGCUAUUUGGCGUUGACACUCUCCCCAAUGUUGGCUUCCCGUUCGCUGAGAAAAGACAAAAAGAAACGACAGCAACUGGAAAGCCUUUACCGUCGCUUAAUGGCCAACAAAACAAUUCACGAAGUCUACGAGAAAGCUACCCUCAAGUAUGAAAAGCCUUGAUAUCGGUGCAGAGAGUGAAAAAUUAAUUAUGUCAAGCCAAACAUUUUCAGAUGCGAAAAUAUCAUCCUGGGAUGCACUCAUGAUGUAACCUCUUACAACAGCGUUCAGUGUUGCCACAAAAUCUUUGGCAACCGAAUCUACGUCACCGACUUGGCUACGAUGUGCGUCUCCACCGCUAAGCAGCAGCCGCUGGAAGAGAUAUUUGCGUCGCAAGUUUACGGACUGACAGUUUAUCUCAAGACGAAUACUCGCGAUCGAUUCGGUAAUACACCCAGUUACCUAGGGAACGUCCUAAAAAUAAAAGACGCGACAAAUGUCUUUGUUGUACAUUUUCUCCGCCUGCUGAUGUAUUGUCUCUCUAUCCCUUGUCGAGAACACAGAGUUCGAUUCGACUAUCGUAAAUAGCAACGUUGCAUCCCGACGUGGCCUACUUUAUGCCGUGUCCGAUCCGAUUACGGCCGUCAAUCCCAUUAUUUCAGCAGCCGGUCACUAUAUGGCACCAGGUGAACCGGAACAAACUUAAGCGAUUUUCUACGUGACCUAUAUAUAUAUAAAUAAUAACGGAUGAAUCUAUUUGUCUCAAACUGUCUUACAGGAAAGUGGGCGGGUGUUUCCAUCUCGUUCACUCGGGUACGCUAUAGCACACUGAUGAUCAAAAAUUUCUUUGAAAAUUUGACAAAUCGUAUCUAUUUUUCUACAUUGUGUCGGGGAAUUUAUAUAGACAGAUAACUCGGAAUUGCAAACGGGAAUCUUAUCCCCUUACUCUUGCGUACCAUCUGGAGCCACUAGUCAUGCACACUUGGUGCCCGCCUAUGACGUCUACAGCGAGAGGAAUUGCAUUUUCGCCUCGGCUCGAAUUGUGUUGGAAAGGAAAUUCAACUGCACCAUUUUCCGUUUUCGUAGAACCCAUCACCACCACGGUAAGGCAUAGGCUAUACAAAAGGAGACAAUAAGCGUAAUGAACGACGACGACAUUCACUGACUGAUGCAAUUUAGAUACACCCUGUUGCGAUCCUGAUAUUAUGAUUGGAGCCUAUUCAGUUGCCCUGGCUCAGAAAAUUAAGAAGCAAUCAGCUGGUAAGAAAAAUAUAUGCUCUUGAUGGUAAAUGCCGCUAGUGCAAUUCACAAGACAGUUGAUGGGUACUUCUCGCGGUAAUUUGAGAACGACCCGGGAAAAUUUUAAAUGUCAGCAAAAUUUUAGAAGUUUCUAUACGAUUUCAGGUUGCCCGAUUGACUGCGUCGUGAACGAUUACCAUUUGUAUUCAACGCCAUCGCAGCUCUAUUUGGGCGAUCAGGACGAAUUUUUCGAAGGAGAAAAGCACGGAGACGAAAUUGUGCACAGUGCUAUUCAUUUCUUCUACCCGUCUUUCAGUUACACGGUGAUCAAGAAUCAUCCCCAACGUCUUCUCAAAUGGCUCGGUAUAUAAUAUUACUAGACGUCCUUUUACAUCACACGCAUCACACGAAUGUUGUUUGUUAUACGACUUGGGAGAUCACCUAAUAAAACUUCUGUUUGUUUGACAGGUGACGUAGGCAGCAAUAUGAGUCUCUAUUUGGGGGCCAGUUUUGUAACUCUGUUGGAAUUUAUCGUUCUCAUCUUGCGCUGCGCUAAAAGGUGGGCGACGCAAAUUCAAUAGUAGCUAGCUUUGACACUUCGUGUCGUCAUAACAUGUACUGUAGUCAACAAAAUGAAUCCGCAAAAGCAGUCGCAUUUUAACAAGCGAGCGAUUCACGCGUAGCCUAAUGCUUUUUACUUGAUUGAAUUAAACAGACUCCAUCCCCACACGCGAUCUCUCCAACAUUAAAUAUGAUUAAACAAUUCUCUAGUUCUAAAAAUAAUUCUAUUUCUGACUUUGAAACAAUUUUUUGAUUUAAAAAGGAUGACGACGAUCGAUUCCCCGCAAGAGCGCCACGAUUCUAUAAAAGUAGAGAGAAAGAAGUGUCAUAGAAACUUGGGAUAGCAGCCGUUCCCACUCUACUCUUUUCUUCUUUUAAAAUACAGCGCUUCUAUUAGGAGACUAUAUAUAACUCCAGCACGAGCCUGUCGAAAACUAACCCCAUAUUUACGAACAGCGCGGGCAAGAACUCUUACGAACAAUACGCAUUUGUAGCAAUUCAAGUAGAAGAUGGAGUGGAGUGCGUUUCGCGAUCGAACCUCAAUCACUCUUACUUCAACAGGGCUCCAAAGUAUCGGAUAGCGAUGGUUAGCACACAGGGCCAGACUAUUCCUGGAAGGGAUUAAAACGAGAUAAGGGAGAAAAAUAUAUCUUGACGGUGCCCCCAAGACUCUUUGGCGUUACACAAAAGACUAUUAAUUCCCAUUAGUUGGUCAUUUCUUGUGACCCUACGAUGUGUAGUACUAACGUGAAAUCUGCGGUGCUAAUUCCGUUUCUGAAUAAAAAAUUUCAAAAAGUUACUCAUUCCGAGUUGUUGUUAUUGAUCAAACUGGCGCAGAAAAGCUGUUAACAUGAGUUACACAUUCAUGUGGCCAGCAGAUGUAGCAAAAGGUUGGCAUUAGCAAGUUGUUAGACGAGGUGGUGUGGCAGGUCCCUCUUGGUCAUAAAAAUUUUCUAGUUGAAAUUACUUUAGUGUACAAAGUUUAAGUAUU